Messenger RNA from Dermochelys coriacea (leatherback sea turtle), 1263 nucleotides. It is a transcript of the gene MGARP, whose product is annotated as mitochondria localized glutamic acid rich protein. NCBI's taxonomy places the organism in Eukaryota, Metazoa, Chordata, Testudines, Dermochelyidae. Gene Ontology annotation, biological process: anterograde axonal transport. Bases 168 to 884 code for a protein of 238 amino acids. The record is from RefSeq and is a predicted model, not a curated record. Gene Ontology annotation, cellular component: mitochondrion; mitochondrial outer membrane. The transcript is spliced from 7 exons.
CCCCAAGGAAGGGCCGCGGGGCCCUGGUUGGAGAGGGGAGGCCCGGCCCCGGGAGGCGGAGAUGGGCCGGGUCUGCCCUCUCCCCUCCCACUCACGGGGAACCGCUGUCUCCUUCCCGCGCUCGAUCCCGCCGCUUCGCUCCGGGCAGCCGCCGCAGGGCAGCCACCAUGUACGUCUGCAGGGCUGCCUGGCAGGCGCUAGCCGCUCGCUUGGCCGGCGUGUCCUCCACGGCCGCGCUUCUCAGACAGCACGCACCUCUUCGCCAGAUGUCAUCUGGCAGCAUCCCUGGCUCUUCUGGGGAGAACCUGAUUUACUGUCUGUUUGCUGGUGUGGCGUGCACUGCUGGUGGAUAUUAUGCCUACAGAACAAUCAAGUCAGACAAAAAGAGGUACAACGAACGUAUUCAUGCUAUUCAGCAGAGUAAUACAGCUGAGUGGAAACCAAAACCCUGGCCACCCCAGGGUGAUGAACUGGAGAUGGCUGAAGUCACUGAAGCAAGCGAGCAGGCCACAGAGGUACCUACAGAAGAGGCUGUAGCACUAACUGCUGAUGAAUCUACUGAACAGAAUGAAGGAUCUAUGGUAUCCACAGGAGCUGAAGGGGAAAAAGAAUCACCAGUUGCAGAUGCAUCCUCUGCUGUGGAAGCCACUGCUAGCUUGGAGGCUGCCCAAAUGCAAGAAGUUGUGGGUGAAGGCUUGGAUGUUGCAGCACCUUCUGCUCAUGAGGACAAUGUAGACAGUAUUCAAGAAGGAACAGCCUCAGCAGCUCAAGAGAUGCCUGGCACAUCCUCAAGAAACCAGGAGGCUGUUGAGGAUGAGUCUGGGCAGGAUUCAGAAGCUUCUUCGGCAACAACGGGAUCUCAAGAAAUUCCUAAGGAUUCUUAAAGUGAGCAACAGUGACGCCUUUGAAGAGUUUCACAGAAAUAUGUAUGACAAUCAACCAGCUGACUGAUGUUCUGAAACCUAAUGUUCUUCUUUGGAGAUGUAAAACAAAUCUUGCAGGUUGUUGCACCUAAAACUGCUUGUUAGGGCUAGCAUUUGAUAUUUUGAUCAGUAUUCAUUCCUUACAACAGAUAACCAAACAUGGUAUAGUUUGUCCGAGAGAAAUAAGCUUUUGCAGUGGAUAUGUUUCUUUCUGAAUCAGAGACACAGCAUACAGUAAUAUAGGUCAAGGUACCACAUAGUACACAGUAAAUCUAUUUACCAAGAAAAACAGUAGAUUUAAUGACAGGUUUUAGAGUAGCAGUUGUGUUAGUCUGUAUCC